Zea mays is the source of this 2019-nucleotide messenger RNA. RefSeq names its product probable serine/threonine-protein kinase PBL28. Gene Ontology annotation, molecular function: protein kinase activity; ATP binding. The record is from RefSeq and is a predicted model, not a curated record. Gene Ontology annotation, biological process: protein phosphorylation. The transcript is spliced from 6 exons. The coding region runs from base 565 to 1698 and encodes 377 amino acids. NCBI's taxonomy places the organism in Eukaryota, Viridiplantae, Streptophyta, Magnoliopsida, Poales, Poaceae.
CGUCGCCACUCACCAGUUCGCCACGGCAGCACCACCAACCAAACAAGCAGCUCUCCCUCCCUCCCACUUCUCAUUCAAACAACAAAGCUCCCUGCGAUAAACCGUCGUCGGUUUCGGCAUUUCUUGGCCCCAAAGCACGCGCGCGCUAAUGCCUUCGUCGCCAACAUCGCCUACUCGCUUCGCGUUGUCGUCCCCUUUACUUGUUGGACAGCACCUUUAGGUGGCGCGUCUCGUCGUCCUUGCUUCCCAAGAGACCGUCGCCUUACAUCUAUCGCUCGCUGCCUUAUUGCCUGCACCUCCGUGCUGUGCUGUACUGCACCUCCGUGCUGCGCUCCGAGGCUGCUGCUGCUGCAGAGCAAGUGCUUCUUUCCUCACAAAUUAAAGCGUAUAGUCCUGUGCGACGCGUGUGCCGACGGCCGGAGCAAGGAAUAGAUCUCGGGUCCUGGUCACGGGAAGGUAUCUUGGAAGAGCUGGAUACAAGGAAAGUUGUGAGGGCGGCCGCCGCCGGCCUUGGAAUUAGUUCGUUCUUUCAACUGGAGCUAUACUAGUAGGAGGGCAUUUAAGAUGUUCAACAUAGUUUCGUCGUGGAACAAGAGGCGGAGAAGCAGGUCACUCGACCAGCUAAAUCCCUGGGUGUACAAGCCGGCUGAGCUAUGGCAGGCGAAGGAGCAGGAGCACCACCACCCGCCGCCCAAGAAGCGCAGCUGCACCAUGGUGUUCACGCUCAAGGAGAUGGAGGAGGCGACCAACCUGUUCAGCGACCGCAACCUCAUCGGCAAGGGAGGCUUCGGCCGGGUUUACAGAGGCGUGCUCAAGGAUGGCCAGAUCGUCGCCGUCAAGAAGAUGGAGCUGCCGACUUGCAAGCAGGCCGACGGCGAGCGCGAGUUCCGGGUGGAGAUCGACAUCCUGAGCAGGCUAGACCACCCCAACCUGGUCACGCUCAUCGGCUACUGCGCCGACGGCAAGCACCGGUUCGUGGUGUACGAGUACAUGCCCAGGGGCAACCUCCAGGACAUCCUCAACGGUGACACCCAUCCCCCCCAUAUACACCACAAUGUUCAGAGCGGAGGGUCACAAUCUGGCGUCUCUCAAAUCCAUUCAGGCAUUGGGGAGGUGAGGAUGGACUGGCCGCUGCGCCUGCGGAUCGCGCUGGGAGCGGCGCGGGCGCUGGCCUACCUGCACUCCAGCACGGCCGUCGGCGUCCCCGUCGUCCACAGGGACUUCAAGUCCAGCAACAUCCUCCUCACCGACCACUACGAGGCAAAGAUCUCGGACUUCGGGCUCGCCAAGCUGCUGCAGCAGGACCAGGACCUGCACACCACCACCAGGGUGCUGGGCACGUUCGGCUACUUCGACCCCGAAUACGCGCUGACAGGGAAGCUGACGCUGCAGAGCGACGUGUACGCGUUCGGCGUGGUGCUGCUGGAGCUGCUGACGGGGCGGCGGGCCAUCGACCUGAGCCAGGGGCCGCAGGAGCAGAACCUCAUCGUCGGCAUCCACCAGGCGGUGGGCGACCGCAAGAAGCUGCGCAAGGUGGUGGACCGGGACAUGCCCAGGGGCUCCUACACGCUGGAGUCGGUGUCCAUGUUCGCCGCGCUCGCCGCGCGCUGCGUCUGCUUUGACAGCGCCGGCCGCCCGCCCAUGCAGGACUGCGUCAAGGAGCUCCAGUUCAUCAUGUACGCUAACAUGAAGAUAUGAUCACUCUCGCGGGUGCAAACCGCGCGUGGGUUUUCUUUACUUUUGAGACGGGGGGCGGGGCAUGCGGAUGCGGCUGCUGGAUUGCAAUUGCAGGUCCGCAGCUUUUGUUUGGUUGAUGAAACGAAUUGUCUAAAAGGGCUUUAUACAGUUACAUAGUAGUGCUUGUUUGGUAGAGCUUGUAGCUCUAGCCAAACCAGUUCUACUAGUGAUUUCUCCCAUGAAGUAGAUCUGUGUGACUCUGAUUUAUCCAGUUAGAAAAAACGUUCGUUAGAAUAAUUUUUAUUGGUAUAAAAAAAUCGUGUACUUACACAGUUGCAUUGA